UGCUGCGCCUGCUGCGUAUUGGCUUCGAAUAGGUCAAGGUCGACGCCGACUGAGACUUAGACUUGGCUCGUGCGCCACCGCUCGGGCGUCGCGAAAACGCCUACCCUCAAGCGCAAUUAGCCUCCGCUGAUCGCCCGACGCGACUGCUGCGGGAUGUGGCGCGUCCCCCUCAACACUCCUUGCUUUCCUUCUCCGACCUGUCCCCCUGUCGCCCGCCAUGGUCAAACCUGCUUCUCUCGCAUCCUCUUCCUCCGCGCCGGUCUUGAAGCGCUCGAAGACGUCUUCGACGAUACCCACCUCGGGCUCAGUGGGCUCUAUCGAGAGCCGCUUCUCGUCCCCGCACUCGCGAGGCCGGCUUCGAACAGUGACAGUCACCGCCGCACAUCUCUAUCGCAAGGCGGACCCCGCGCCAGAAGCGACUGUACGACCGGAAACCCCAACGGGCAAGCGCCACAUUCUGCCUGUCUUCUUCACAUGGAAGUCAUCUGAAGUCGAGCCUUCCCACCUACGCCCUAUGGCCAAUCCCAUCUUGCGCUGGGUACUCGUGGCUUACUCAAUAUGGUGCUGUCUCUACGCGUCUACAUCUCUGUUUGGCGAAUACCGACACGACUCCUUGCAUACGUCAAGAUACAGGACUCUCAAUGAACUCAGUAAUACCCAGCGUUUGUCCCGCACCGCGCCGCAUCAGCCACCGCUCGCGUCGCUCCAGCCCAACAUACUUGAAGCCCAGCACGCGCCGAUCCAUGCGAUAACCGCAUGCCUCUGGACGACUGAAGCCGAUGCUGCGGUCAACGUACGUUCGUGGACUUCUAUCUGGCCAGGGCCCAUCUCUGCCGUUAUCACCACCAGCGCGACACCCGGUUCCCCUGAACACGCCUCGCUCAUCCGCCAACUUCGUAUCUCCGACUCUAGUAAACCGCAACGCCUAUGGCUACAUCUCCUGCACGACUCUGGCGGGCCUCCAACCUCGCCGAAUGCGUACCUCAAUACUGCCCGGCUGUUCGCGCCUUCGAAGAACGUCGUUCUCUUUCCUGCCAAUAUCACAACGUCACCCGUACAUGUGUCGCUAUUGCAAGAUCGAAUGCAAGAUCGACCAAUCCUGCUGACCCCGCGCGCGCCAUCCUCGUUUCCGCCAUUCUCGCCAGCUCCGAUCGCUCUCUCACGCGACUACCCUGUCUGGUGCUCCGAGCGCUUCUUCUACGGCGGUGAUCGACUGGCGGACUGGAAAGAAUGCCUGUGGCAUAUUUGGCUGAACCAAUUCGGCGACGUAGAUUUCCUGAAUGUGACAUCGGUCGCCCCAGUUGUGCGAGGAAUAUCUCCUGCAGACCGCAAGAUACGUUCGCGGCUGGUCUCUCGCUUUAGGACGGAAACUUGCGAUCUAUUUGCCAAGCAGCACAUGAUACGCCAGGAGGAGGGCGUUCGCACUCACCCCGCCAAACAGCGGUGGUUGAUCGACUUCUGCGCAAAGACGUCCGACAGCGUCAUAACGUCGUGGUAGAUUAGCAGUACAUAUUGUACACGGAUCCAAAAUGAAGCAAGGUUGGUACACAGAACAUACAGAAAUUACCCCAGCAUCUCCGCCUCCAUCUCGUCCUCCUCUGCCU
Molecule: messenger RNA, 1604 nt
Organism: Schizophyllum commune H4-8
Lineage: Eukaryota; Fungi; Basidiomycota; Agaricomycetes; Agaricales; Schizophyllaceae
Exons: 5
Coding region: 218-1498 (426 amino acids)
Source: RefSeq, a predicted model, not a curated record